ACUCACAAAUACAAUUGUUCUUAUGUUUGUAGCAAAGGCGCUGCUAAGGGGGGCCGGGGGGGGCAAGGUGGGGCCACCUUGAUACAGGAAAGGUUAUAUUCAGAGUUUAUCCUUCAAAGCAGCACAGAAGUCCAAUCAGUGUGGAGAGCACUGACCACGGUCACAGACUUACUGUUGUAUUCUGAGUUUUAAAAUUGAAAACCUUAUCUUGUACUUAACGGCACAGUCAGUAAUAUUUUGAACCUCUAGUGUAAAAUCCCUGACUUCCUGUUGCGAUAAUCAAAAUGCUGGCGGAACUUUUUUUUCCCACGUGUGUAGCAGAUUAGUGAAGAUCAGUUAAACCAGACAGAAUUGCUGCGUUCUAGGGGGCGCUGUUGAGCCAUUUUGCCACAAGCAUUUCCAGGUACCACAGAAUUGUACAUUUUCACCAGGCCUGAUGCGCCGGUGAAGUUUGGUGAAUUUCCGAGUAUGUUCAAGCCAUAAAAAAAUGAUUCCUCUGAAUAUGUUAACCCUUUGAUACACAAGCUGUGCAAACCGCUUCUCAUGCACAACUUGGGUCAAAGAGGACCUGUGUGCAGUUACUGUGUUAUUUCAUGCACGAGUGUUUCUCUGCUUUACUCUGUUAUAGUUUAUUCUUCCUUCUUCAUGAGGAGAAGCCUCCUUUGAAGUCAUUCAUGUUAUCAAAGGAGCCUUCUUCAUUCAGGAGAGCUGGAUUCCAGGACUCACCCACAACUCCAGCGUGAUCCCGUAGAUGUGGAACAGAGUCUAGUUCCUCAGCAUCGGAGAUUUCAGACUAAGAAUCCAAACCAAGAAUUAUCUCCUCCUCUUCCUCCUCCUCUUCCUCAUUCUGGUCCUCAUCCAGCAUCUCUAUGGCCAUCAUCACAGAGGAGAUGGUGCGGCGGCGAGCUGAGCACAACGACUGUGAGAUCUUCUCUCUGGAGGAGGUUUCUCUGCAUCAGCAGGACAUCGAGAGGAUCGAGCACCUGGACCGGUGGUGCAGGGACCUGAAGAUCCUCUACCUGCAGAACAACCUGGUCUCCAGGAUGGAGAAUCUCAGUCGCCUGAAGAAGCUGGAGUAUUUGAAUUUGGCUUUGAACAACAUUGAAGUCAUUGAAAACCUCGAAGGCUGCGAGAGCCUGCAGAAGUUGGACUUGACGGUGAACUUCAUCGGCUGUCUGAGCAGCGCGGAGUCUUUGAGACACAACCUCCACCUCAGGGAGCUGUUCCUGGUCGGGAACCCCUGCACCGAGUUCCAGGGCUACAGACAGUUCCUGGUUUCCUCUCUGCCACAACUCAAGUCUCUGGACGGGACGGAGAUCAGCCGAUCGGAGAGGAUUCGGUCCUCACAGGGACUGAAGGAGGUGAAGAGACGAGUGUUAGAGCAGGAGAAAGAAUUCCUGAGGAGGAGAGCCGAGGAGAAAGAGGAGGUGCAGAGGAAGGCUGCAGGAGAGGAGAAAGGAAACAAGGAGAGGAGAGGAGGUUCUGACGGCAGCUCGAGCACCAACACAGGGCUGGAGGACAACGAGGAGAGAGAGGAGGUGGAGGAGAACGAGGACAGCCAGGAGGUGGAGGAGAACGAGGAGAACAAGGAGGUGGAGGAGAACGAGGAAAACAAGGAGGUGGAGGAGAACACUAAGCAGCGGGCGUCGGAGGAGGAGGAGCAGCAGGAGCAGGAGUUCUGGAACACGCCAUGUUCGUUCACCCCCGAGUCUCGUCUGGAGACUCAUCGCCACCUGGAGAAGAAGAGGAGGGCGAAGGAGAAGGGGGCGGAGAAGCAGCCGAGGGCCUCGAGGACCCUGAUCACCGCUGACGGACGAGUCAUGAACGUCAACGAGCCGAAGUUGGAUUUCUCUCUCACUGAAGACGAGCAGAACAACACUGUGGUCUUAGACCUGGCCGUGUACAGACACAUGGACACGUCCCUCGUGGACGUGGACGUCCAGACCACGUACGUCCGAGUCAGCGUCAAAGGAAAGAUAUUUCAGGUGGUCCUGCCGGCUGAAGUGAGGCCGGACAGCUCCACGGCUCAGAGGUCUCAAACUAGCGGACACCUGGUCCUCACCAUGCCCCGGGCUGAAGGUGAAAUCAAAGUGUCCAAGGUCGUCCCACGUCCAGCCGGUGUGCGUCCAGGCAGAAGCAGCAGCUCCUCCCAGGACAGUAAGAGGAACCCUUCCUCCCCCGAGUGGCUGGACGUGGACCCCAGCGGGCGAACCGUCCUGGACCUCGGCAGCAUCGUACCGGGCCCCAGAACCAGACGAGGUCCGGUGGAAGCCUCCAGGGCGGCUCCAGCUGUGGCCCCCGCUCACUGCUGCUUCUCUGAAGGCUUCGUGGACGAUCCCGAGGUGCCCCCCCUCAUGUAGGCUCACAGAUGAGCUCCGGUCCAGUCGCCUUACAUCAGACAGAACUCAGUGAUCCGUCGGCCGAGUGGUGGCAGCGACUGGUGCAGGAGGAGUUUGUGAAGUUUUCCAGAAAAGUCAGAAUUCUUCCCUGUUUCAAACGAUGUUUUAUUUAAUAAAAGAUAGAAAAGGUG
This is a messenger RNA of Platichthys flesus (European flounder), 2530 nucleotides long. RefSeq names its product dynein axonemal assembly factor 11 (gene dnaaf11). The transcript has 12 exons. The coding region runs from base 870 to 2360 and encodes 496 amino acids. Gene Ontology annotation, cellular component: cytoplasm. Lineage: Eukaryota; Metazoa; Chordata; Actinopteri; Pleuronectiformes; Pleuronectidae. Gene Ontology annotation, biological process: outer dynein arm assembly. Gene Ontology annotation, molecular function: protein binding. The record is from RefSeq and is a predicted model, not a curated record.